This is a messenger RNA of Ogataea angusta, 1260 nucleotides long. RefSeq lists its product as uncharacterized. The transcript has a single exon. Gene Ontology annotation, biological process: cell wall mannoprotein biosynthetic process; protein N-linked glycosylation. The record is from RefSeq and is a predicted model, not a curated record. Gene Ontology annotation, molecular function: alpha-1,2-mannosyltransferase activity. NCBI's taxonomy places the organism in Eukaryota, Fungi, Ascomycota, Pichiomycetes, Pichiales, Pichiaceae. Gene Ontology annotation, cellular component: membrane; Golgi apparatus. The coding region runs from base 1 to 1260 and encodes 419 amino acids.
AUGGCAACUUCAAGAGCCCUGGUUGCCUUUAUAGUACUGAUAUCCUUUUUUGCACAGAUAUGGAACUCGCGAGUCAAGUCGAAAGUGAAUCUGAAUGAGAUACACUCACGUUCGCUGGAAAUUGUGGCUAAGCGUGAAAAUCCUCAUCUGAUGGACCUCGAACUGGCUAAGCUCAAACCUGCCUCCAAUUCAUAUGUGCAUGAGCUGUUUCCCAGACCAAUUUCUGGAGCUCCCCAGUUAGAGAAUGCUACCAUACUGAUGCUAUGUCGGAAUUGGGAACUUCCUGGAGUUCUUAAAUCAAUGAGAUCUUUGGAGGAUCGAUUCAACAAGGAUUAUCAUUACACCUGGACAUUUUUGAAUGACAAGCCUUUUACAGAGAGGUUUAAGGAAGCUACUACAUUUAUGGCCAGCGGAAAGACACAAUACGGUCUAAUAUCGCCCCAAGAUUGGGAUGCUCCUUCGUUCAUAAAUGUGACCAAGUGGGAAGAGUGUUUGCAGGAUUUUGAGGACCGCAACGUGAUAUACGGCGGCUCCAAGUCAUACAGGAAUAUGUGUCAUUUUAACUCAGGUUACUUUUAUAAACAACCAUUGGUGCUACAGUACGAUUACUAUUUCAGAGUGGAACCCGAUGUUGAGUAUUUCUGCGAUUUCCAGAUGGACCCAUUCCGUCUGUUUCGUGAAAACGGCAAGAAGUACGGGUUUGUGAUUUCUCUGAUCGAGUACGAGGACACUAUACCUACUCUAUGGGAGGCCGUGGAGGAUUUCAUGAACGCCAAUCCGGAUAUGAUACAUCCAGACUCCAUGUUCGAUUUUUUGACGGACGACAAACCAAUUGGGGCAGACUAUCUGGUCGUGGAACAUAACUCUUCGUACAACUUGUGCCAUUUUUGGUCCAAUUUUGAGAUUGGCGACCUCAACUUCUUCCGCUCCGAGAAAUACGAAACAUAUUUCAAGUUUCUGAGUCAAACCGGUGGCUUUUACUAUGAGCGCUGGGGAGACGCUCCCGUGCACUCAAUUGCGGCUGCGUUGCUUCUCAACCGGUCAGAAAUACACCAUUUUGAGGAUAUUGGCUACACCCACGUUCCGUUUGCUACAUGUCCCGAAUCAGAAAUGCUGCGCCUUGGAAAACGAUGUAUAUGCGCAGACUCAACGAAAACCGAUAACAUCAACCUGGUCCCGCAUAGUUGCUUGCCACGGUUUUGGAAAUACGCAGGCAAAAGCUUCCUGAGAGAAUACUACCACCCGGAAGAAUACCAAUAA